CCGACUAGAGAUCGGGAAAAUGUCUCCGAGGGCUUCUUCGGCUAUCAGAUUAGAACGACAGACAGCCUAUUGAUACUGACAGGUGAAGACGUCUUCGUGAAGCUCAGUUUGCGAGCUGAGGGCCUUUCCUCUGGAUGAGAUUGCUCAUCAAUCUUCUCUGGAUGCUCGAGAUGACUUUUGACUGCCGGCUCAACCUUCUAAAGGAUCUUAUCUAUCUGGAGAGCUUCAAUGGCUUGUACGGCAGGAUCCUCCAAGCGAUAUUCGAGAAUGGCGAAGAGGCCUAUGAAAUCUCUCAAAAAGUUACCCACUGUAUCGCCUUCUCCGCUAUCCCGCUAAACGUGGACGUGUUUGAGGUCAUGUUGGCAAUUAACCCCGGCCAGCCGACGACGGCGCACAGCCAUCUCUCCAACUACCCCAGCUGCAUCGCUGUCAUCACAGGAUCGCUGGUGGAGUUCCGUAAGGGAUUAAAUACCGUGUCCUUCAUCCACGUCACGUUUCACGACUUCAUGCUAUCACGCUGUGCUGAUAGACGCAGUAACGUCCAGCCGCUUCGUAGCCUGCCGUUCGAAUCAUUACCCCCUGACGUGAGCCCAGGCGAGUUGGAACUGUUGGACCCUGAUCGAACUAGGGGCCUAAUUAAUGUCCGUAUACCGUGGGCGAACGUACCGAUUCGCGAUUUUGGCUCAAGCCCUGUCUCGGCACGUGUAGCGGUACACAAGCGUCGCCGCUAUGCUGCCUCCCCCUCUCCACCGGAGACAUAGGCCCGCCGUCACCUAGAUAUCUUCUCCAUGAGACCCGAAGACAUCCACAUGCAGCUCGCCGAGAUUUGUAUCUCGCACCUUGUCUUCGACAUCCCAGCCUAACCGCUGUCCGACAUCCACGUCAAUGACGCAUCUGAUAUCAUGCAGGUCGAAGCAGCCAGC
Messenger RNA from Lasiosphaeria miniovina, 923 nucleotides. RefSeq lists its product as uncharacterized. The transcript has a single exon. Bases 135 to 761 code for a protein of 208 amino acids. NCBI's taxonomy places the organism in Eukaryota, Fungi, Ascomycota, Sordariomycetes, Sordariales, Lasiosphaeriaceae. The record is from RefSeq and is a predicted model, not a curated record.